Ailuropoda melanoleuca (giant panda) is the source of this 4137-nucleotide messenger RNA. RefSeq names its product methyl-CpG binding domain protein 3 (gene MBD3). The record is from RefSeq and is a predicted model, not a curated record. NCBI's taxonomy places the organism in Eukaryota, Metazoa, Chordata, Mammalia, Carnivora, Ursidae. The transcript is spliced from 7 exons. Gene Ontology annotation, cellular component: nucleus. Bases 1836 to 2756 code for a protein of 306 amino acids. Gene Ontology annotation, molecular function: methyl-CpG binding. Gene Ontology annotation, biological process: DNA methylation-dependent constitutive heterochromatin formation; negative regulation of transcription by RNA polymerase II.
GUUUGGGGGGUGUGAUCUGGAACCCAUGGUGUUUCCUGGAAUGUGGGUCUCUGGCCUCUCCACCUACUGGAGCCUCCGCUGAACCAGGCAGCUGGGCGGGAGCAUGGAUAGAUUUUCCUAAUUCUCUCAAUGCAGAGGAAAGGUAGGGCACGAGGGCCUUGAGUCCAGCAGACCAGGUGUGGGGUCCAAGCCUUGUUCCUAGGAACACGUGGGCCUCGAUUUCCUUGUCCAAAGAGUAGGGGAAAGGAGUGUGUUCUUUGCAAGAUUGUCAUACAAGAGAGGUGGAAUGACCCCACAAGUUGUUACUUGGGGCUGGAACAUCACCCUGCAGCCAUGUAUUUUCUUUGUGAAAAUCAUCUCACUGUGACGUUUUCUGUCCAGGCAGGAGGUUGAGGGUUUGUGGGAAGUUAGUACCCUGACCUCGGGGAUAAUUCUUUGGAGGGAUAUGGAGUGGGGAGGACUUCUCCAGAAGAUCUCAUUUUAGAAGUAGAAAUACGCUCAGGAAAAGCAGGAGAGACUCAGCGUAGUGGCCCCUUCCUUGGGGCAGCCAGCGGAGGUGGUCCCUUGUUGUUCGGGGCGUCACGGGUUUCGGGCCUCACUCGGGUGCCCCGCUCACUGGUCCUGGCGACCCUCACAGCAGCCCUUUUGACAGAUGGGAAGCCAGGCUGCACUGUGGUCCUGCACCCAUCUCCUGGCCUGGGGCUCAAGGCUGGGUGGCGGCUGCUCACCCCACAGCCGGCCACUUGAUGGGCCAGCCGCAGCCCUUCGUCCCCGGGCCUCUAGCUUCUGGUCUGUACCCUCCAGCUUAGGCUCUGCUCCCAGAAAGGCCACGGUGCUUUUAUUUUUGUACAUGCGCGUUUGUAUAAAUCCAGGGUUGUUGUUUUCAAUAAACCAUCAGGGACAUUUUCUUGUGUCAAUGCCGAUCUGCAGAAUCUUUUUUAAAGGUUGAGGUAUAAUCCACAUUCUGUCGGAAAUAGGUACUGUUGAGUGUUUUUUAGUGCAUUUACAGAGUUGUGCAGCGAUCACAUUUAUUUAGUUCCAGAACAUUCCAUCACCCCAAAAUGAACCCUUGGUCCAUUAAUAUCACCCCCCCCAUUCCCACCCCCAGCCUCUGGGAUCUACUGUCUCACUUUUUUUUUUUUAACGGCUUUAUUGAGAUUAGGAUUCAUAUACAUACAGUUCACCCAUUUGAAGUGUACAAUUGAAUAGCUUCUAGCGUAUUCACAGGUGUGGCCACCUCCACAUUUCCCUCACCCCAAAAGAGCCCCAGACCCUUAAUCAUCAGUGCCCUGUACCCCCAGCCACUUACCUGUGCUCUGUUUGCUGUUCUCAUGUAGCGUUGGGGGGUGACUGGAGGCAGAGAAAUGCUGGCGAGUUUCGUGGGGUCCUCUCCUUCCUCUUUGUGGCCGUAUCUGACCCCGGUUCCUUCCCGCUGUCCUGCGCAUGUAGGCUCAGUGUGCACUCGAGCCAGCACAGCGUGAUGGAAAAGUGAAUCAUCCCGAGGAGUCCCCAGCAGCCUCGGAAGGGAAGAGUCGGGCUCUGUGUGUGGGGCUCCUGGUGCUAGCAGACAUAGCCAGGCCGGGGGAUCGCACGGCUUCCAGCCAUGGCCCUGCUGUCCACAGGUCCUGGUGGGGAUUCCAGAGCCAAGUGCAGCUGGCCGCCACGUGGGUCCUGACCUUGUAGGGGAGGGGGUUCCUUCUGGCUGUUCUGGCUUUCACGCUGCCCUCCAUGGUCCCUAGAGGGGUUUGGGGGGCAUACCUACAGUUGAUUGAAUUAGACGCUCAUCCUAGAGGUUUUCAGGGGAGAUCACAAAAUCAAGCACUUCUCAGUCUCGGAUGAGCUGUUACCAAGAGGGACUGCUUGUUGAGUUGGUAGCGGUGACGUGUUUGGAAAGGCACCGGGCCUGCUGGGCCCACGCAGGCGCUUUGUCUAACAGCCUGAUGGAGACGCUCUCCACGUACGACACAGUUUACCCACUGGCAGCGUGCAGCCCCAGUGGGAAGAAGUUCCGGAGCAAGCCCCAGCUGGCACGGUACCUGGGGGGCUCCAUGGACCUGAGCACCUUCGACUUCCGGACCGGCAAGAUGCUGCUGAGCAAAAUGAGCAAGAGCCGCCAGAGGGUCCGCUACGACUCGUCCAGCCAGGUCAAGGGCAAGCCUGACCUGAACACGGCCCUCCCGGUCAGGCAGACAGCGUCCAUCUUCAAGCAGCCAGUGACCAAGAUCACCAACCACCCCAGCAACAAGGUGAAGAGUGACCCCCAGAAGGCUGUGGAGCAGCCUCGGCAGCUUUUCUGGGAGAAGAAGCUGAGUGGCCUCAAUGCCUUCGACAUUGCUGAGGAGCUCGUGAAGACCAUGGACCUCCCUAAAGGCCUGCAAGGUGUGGGACCUGGCUGCACAGAUGAGACCCUUCUGUCGGCCAUCGCCAGCGCCCUGCACACCAGCAGCAUGCCCAUCACCGGGCAGCUCUCCGCCGCCGUGGAGAAGAACCCCGGCGUGUGGCUCAACACGGCCCAGCCCCUCUGCAAGGCCUUCAUGGUGACCGACGAGGACAUCAGGAAGCAGGAGGAGCUGGUGCAGCAGGUGCGCAAGCGGCUGGAGGAGGCACUGAUGGCCGACAUGCUGGCCCACGUGGAGGAGCUGGCCCGGGACGGCGAGGCGCCGCUGGACAAGCCCGGCGCCGACGAGGAGGAGGAGGAGGACGAGGACGAGGACGAGGAUGAGCCUGACCAGGACCAGGAGAUGGAGCAUGUCUAAAGCAGAGGCCCCGUGGAGCCCGGCCCGAGACGGUGGCGGCCCCUCCGAGGCCUUCCCAGGCGUGUCCCCUCUCCUGGGUCCACGGGGGCACGGCUGGAGGACAGCCCCUGCCUGACGGGCCCCCCAUGUUUGCUCUUCUCUGAAGGGCCUGGGUCUGGAAGUGCCCAUCACCCCCGGGCCCGCCUGCAGGAGGCCCUCCUUGGAGCCAUCACUCCACAACGGACUCGGGGCCGGCCUCGUCCCCAUGGCCGCUUCACACAGGACAGCUGCCACCAGGCGGCCUGCGAGGGUCCCCAAGGGGCUGGAGAAACAUUUUUUGGAACAGUUUUGCUUCCCGAUCCCCGCGUGUGAGGGACGCUAUUCCAGGGUCUGCACGUCAGCCCUCCGAGAAGGGGGUGCAGGAUGGCUCCCCUGUGUGCCCACCAGUGGGCGAAGCCGUGAUGGCUUGGAGCUCAUCCAGAGGCAAACGGCACAACCUAGACGUUUUCCUUCAAUAAAUCCGUGAUACAAACGAGGCUGGACGUCCGCAUAACUGCUUGGCCUUUGUGUUUGCUGCACAUGGAUGCGAACUCUGGCCUUUGUGUCGGGAAACCUCACUGUUGACAGCACGGCCCACCCUGCCUGAGGGUCAGCCAGCCACCGGCAACGGCGAACUGCUCAUGGCCAACCCGCCAGGCUGGGGCUCCAAGGCAGCUGCGCCGUCAGCCAGCCUCCGUGUCCGCCUCCUCGUGUAGCAGGGACAGUGACACCCAGUGCUCGGGGCCAGAGCUGGCACUGGGGCCGCGGCUGCUCUGCGGUCAAGCGUUUGCAAGCACCCGUGGCCAGAGCAGCGGGCUCUGGGGAGCUCUGGUCCCAGAGGUCGUCGGAAUCGUGUUACUUCAUCCCUGCCCCCUCCUACCCUGAGUGCCUUGGGUGAGGGGAGCCCUCCUGUCCCCGCUCGGCCCAGCCCACAGCCUGAGACCAUCGGGAAGGACCUGGGUCGCGGCCUUGUGUGGCGGUCACCCCGGCUGAUGCCGAGGGUGGGGGAGAUGGCGGGAGCCACAUCCUCCGUGGACGCUGGCCCGGCCCGGCACCCUGCCUGCCCGUCCAGUCAAAGCACAAAUCCUCCAGAGCCACCCACGAAGGCCGUCUGAGCGGGCGGGGCGGGCCUGCUGGGGGGGCUGGGCCCCCACCGGCCCUCAGGAAGGCCCCUCCCCUAAGGCCCCGCAUCAUCCCGCCCUUCACGAGGCCGCAGCCGCUGAGGGAGCUCCAUGUGGGGCUGGCCCCUGUGUGGGCCCGAGGUCCAAGUGCCCGGAGCCCUGCACAGCGGAAGGGACUGCGGGGCCCGGGAGGCACCCUGUCCUGUGGGCGACCUUUGAAUAAAGCCAUCUCGGUGAGUGUG